Molecule: messenger RNA, 759 nt
Organism: Entrophospora sp. SA101
Lineage: Eukaryota; Fungi; Glomeromycota; Glomeromycetes; Entrophosporales; Entrophosporaceae
Source: the annotation of a GenBank genome assembly
AUGAGCUCUUCCAGUCCUAAAGCACCAGAUAACAAAAAAGUAACUUUGAAAAGUAAUGACGACAUUGAAUUCAAAGUUGAUAUAUCAGUUGCUAGUCGUUCUAUAUUACUUAAAAAUAUGAUUGAAGCACCAGAUAACAAAAAAGUAACUUUGAAAAGUAAUGACGACAUUGAAUUCAAAGUUGAUAUAUCAGUUGCUAGUCGUUAUAUAGUACUUAAAAAUAUGAUUGAAGAUGUUGGUGAGACUGAUCAAGUAAUUCCUCUUCCUAAUGUUAAGGAGAAGGUCUUAAAAAAAGUUCUUGAUUGGUGCGAGCAUCAUGUAAAUGAUCCACAGCCAACUAACGAAGAUGAUGAUAGUCGUAAGAGAAAUACCGAGAUUGAUGAUUGGGAUCAAAGAUUUUUAAAUGUGGAUCAAGACAUGCUCUUUGAAAUUAUUCUGGUUCUUGAUUGGUGCGAGCAUCAUGUAAAUGAUCCACAGCCAACUAACGAAGAUGAUGAUAGUCGUAAGAGAAAUACCGAGAUUGAUGAUUGGGAUCAAAGAUUUUUAAAUGUGGAUCAAGACAUGCUCUUUGAAAUUAUUCUGGCUGCAAACUAUUUAGAUAUUAAACCAUUAUUAGACAUUGGUUGUAAAACCGUUGCAAAUAUGAUUAAAGGAAAAUCACCUGAAGAAAUUAGAGCUACAUUCAACAUUGAGAAUGACUUUACUCCAGAAGAAGAAGAACAAAUUCGUAAAGAAAAUGAAUGGGCAGAAGAUAGAUAA